CACCCCUCCCAUUUCUCUCUCUCUCUCUCUCUAUGUGUGUUUGCAUUCGACAAAGAAAUGAUUUGAACUUCCCACUGCCUCAUAAAAAGGAAACAGAAUAGCAGUUUUGACAUAUGGAUGUGAUUUCUCCGCUCUGACACAGAUGCACACACACACACAAGCCUGCUCCUUUUCACAUGGACUCGUUGCCUACAUGCAUGAAGCGGCUGGAGGUGCUCAGCAAUGAGAAGGCGAAGAGGAGGACUGGGCUGGCUUGUCAUUUGCCUCUCGGGCUGAGAGCCAUCCGGCCAGACCUCUGAAGGGGUCGCUGGGGAAGGAGGACUCCUCUCCAAGCCCGGAUCCCGGCAAGAAGCUUUCUCUCCUCCUCCCAGCUGCCCAGAGAGCUUCUUGGAUGCUGCCCUAAGCGUCUUGGCUAUGGGAUCAUAUCUGGUUUAUCACAGCCUGGGUUUGAUCCUCUGCUGCUCCGUGCUAAGUUCUGUCUACGCGCUGGUGGAUGCGGACGAUGUCAUCACCAAGGAGGAGCAGAUCUUCCUGCUGCUAAAAGCCAAGGCCAAGUGUGAGCGACACCUGAAAGCCAAGGUGCCCAAGGUGCACGAUGGCUUCUGCCUGCCCGAGUGGGACGGCAUUGUCUGCUGGCCGGAAGGCAUGCCAGGCAAAGUGGUGGCGUUGCCAUGUCCGGAGUACAUCUAUGACUUCAAUCACAAAGGCCAUGCCUAUCGGCGGUGUGACCUGAACGGGAGCUGGGAGCUGGUGCCAGGCAACAACCGGACCUGGGCGAAUUACAGCGAGUGUGCGAAGUUCCUCACCAACGAGACGAGGGAAAGGGAGGUCUUUGAUCGUCUCUAUGUGAUUUAUACUGUCGGAUACUCCAUCUCCCUGGGCUCCCUGACAGUGGCUGUCCUUAUCCUGGGAUACUUCAGGCGUUUGCACUGCACGAGGAAUUACAUCCACAUGCACCUAUUCGUCUCCUUCAUGCUGAGAGCCGUCAGCAUCUUUGUGAAGGACGCGGUCUUGUACUCGGGGUCAUAUCUGGAGGAGAUGGAGCGCAUCUCAGAAGAAGACCUGAAGUCCAUUACUGAGGCCCCACCAGCGGAUAAGUCGCAGUUUGUGGGCUGUAAGGUGGCCGUUACCUUCUUCCUUUACUUCCUGGCAACCAAUUACUACUGGAUACUGGUGGAAGGUCUCUAUCUCCACAGCCUGAUCUUCAUGGCGUUUUUCUCAGAGAAGAAGUAUCUUUGGGGAUUCACGUUAUUUGGCUGGGGUCUCCCUGCUGUAUUUGUGAUGGUGUGGGCCAGUGUGAGGGCCACUCUUGCAGAUACCGAGUGCUGGGACUUGAGUGCCGGCAAUUUAAAAUGGAUCAUUCAGGUGCCCAUCCUGGCAGCUAUUGUGGUAAAUUUUAUUCUUUUUAUCAAUAUUAUCCGAGUCUUAGCAACCAAGCUGCGGGAAACCAAUGCAGGGCGGUGCGAUACCAAGCAACAAUACAGGAAGCUGCUGAAAUCUACCCUCGUCCUUAUGCCUCUGUUCGGCGUUCACUACAUAGUUUUCAUGGCAAUGCCAUACACAGACGUGUCAGGGAUACUUUGGCAAGUUCAAAUGCACUAUGAAAUGCUGUUCAACUCUUUCCAGGGAUUUUUUGUGGCCAUCAUAUACUGUUUUUGCAAUGGAGAGGUUCAAGCCGAAAUAAAGAAGUCAUGGAGCAGAUGGACAUUAGCACUUGACUUUAAAAGGAAAGCACGGAGUGGGAGCACAACAUAUAGCUAUGGACCCAUGGUCUCCCAUACCAGCAUCACGAACGUAACUACCAGAGGGGCACUUGCCCUCCACCUCAAUACGAGACUUAUACCGGGAGCCCUCAAUGGACACCGAAAUUUGCCGGGCUAUGUCAAAAAUGGCUCCAUUUCAGAAAACUCCAUGCCUUCUUCCGGGCCGGAGCAAUACAACAAAGACGAGGAGUACCUGAACGGCUCGGGACUUUACGAUGGAGACAGGCCUACGGUGCUUGUUGAAGAAGAAAGAGAGACAGUGAUGUAAGGAUCAGAGAGGAAGACGAAGAACAAGGAGACGAAAGGUUCCCGGAGAGCAUUUAGUGGGCAAAAGAAGACCAGGCUGCACAUGGGAUGCCAAGGGUUUUCAUUCAGUUUCUCUGUUCUGUGCAACAGGAGGUCACGUUACAUGGAAAAAGCGGGCCAGCAAUGUGGCCAGCUGUUGAUCACACACAUUUGCUCAGUGGUCUCCAAGGUGUUAAUGAAGGCAGUGCUGUCCAGACCUGCGGGCCUCGCUACCUGUUGAACAACGGGGGUAGUCAGCGUUUACAUGAGGGGUGUACCAACGGCACGCGGUAGUUUCACCUCUCGGAGAGCAUUUGAAGCACAAAGAUGAAGGGAAACCCAGUCAAAGGAGCGGGCAGCGUGAAGUGCCAUCUUCUUGCAGUGGUACGAGAGGCCGGUGGCGUUGCCUUCACCACUUGGCUUGGUUUGGCUGUCUCUUUUAUUGUCAAGCCCAUCUGUCAUAUGGUAACACACACAGGACUGGCUGGGUCCCCUGGGCCGUAGCCACUACUUGUAGCGGACUAAGACACAGCACGGACUGUGAUGGCAUUGGAUGUCUGUGUCCGUCCGGGGUCGCUCGGUGCAUGUUCCUUCAGGAGCAAUCCCACUGCUGAUUCCCUGAAGAAGCAGCAUGCUUUUUUCUUCUUUGGUAAAUGACUCACAACUACUGGAUGUCAAUGAAUAUUGGGGGUCCCCUUCUCCUACCUGAGCCCAGGGAGCGAGAGUCAAAUUAGUGCAAUCAGAGAUUUAACAUGAACAGGACGUUCUAGCUGGUCCAAGCCUAAAAUCAGUCUGUUGACUUGUGAGUGCAUUGAGCAGUAGGUCGGAGCAGGAGCUUGAUGGUACCUCAGUGUGUGUUUUGGGGGGGGGCAUGUAAAACCAGGCCAGAGAAAAGCAAACUCGCCCGUUUCAAGGGAAUGUACUUAACUCAUUUUCAGUCUCUUUUUUUCCUUCCCAUUCUCACUUCCUGCUCCCCGUUGAGUAUGGGAAGGCUAACAUGUGAGGAGAAGGGCUGUUUUAGCAAUAUCCCGUUUCAAUCAGAGCCGACGAAGGCUGGCAUCUGACUCAACAUGACGUUUGCAAGCCAGGCCUACAGAUAAUUCAUUGCAGACCUCCAGGUGCAUCUCUGAACCUCCAGGAUGGGUUGUGGGUUCCCCUUCUAAGGUACACACACACACACAUGCAUAUACACAUAUGCAUGUACUCACAGCGGGCUUGACCCUCAGCUGGUAUAAGCAUUCAUGGGUCCCUUGAGGCUAUUGAAACCACCCCAGGGCUCAAACACAGUCGUGUCCCAGCAAGGGGAAAGUGUACGGUUAAUAGUGACUGCAGAAAAGGGUUCAGGAAUGAUUGUGAUCCUCUGCAGCUCCCCUUCCUGGUGUAUGCUGUGGAUGUCCUGGUUUCACCCCAGGCCUCAGCAAUGAGCAUGCUUUAGCACACGUGAUAUUGUUCUCUGGCCUAUCUGAUGUGCUGAGCAGCAAUGAUAUCAUGCAUUGGCUGCAUCUCUGGCUGGAGAAAGCCAGGAGAGCUCCAUUGAGCCUGUGCAGCGCUAGCUGAGGGUCUAGCCCGGUAUGUCCACCGGUUCCCAAGCAUCAUUCAAGGACUUUGGGACAGUGACCCCAGCUGGGAACUCCCCAGCCUGCUGGGGGGAAAUCUUCCUUGGGCUCCUGUUGUAACAGCCGUUCCUCCUCCCGCACUUUAAAAGCCAUAGUCCAGUCCGAGAAUAAAUGCUUGCAGCAUGUCCAGCACAAGAAGCAUGUUCAUCCCCUAUCAAUGUGAUCCGGCUGCUAUUGAAAUGUAAUCAGAAAGAGCUAUUGUGCAAAGGUCGCUGGGGACCCAGACUGGUGCCAAUCAGAUAAUCCACUCUCUAUCCUGCUCCUUCUUGGCUAGGCUGGUGAAUCCUACCGACCGGCGCCUCGCAGAUAUACCCAAGUCAUUGGAAAGGGACUGCUCCUCUCCAGACACGGUUAGGAUGAAGGACGGUCGUCCCAAACCUCAGGUCCUGACUAGGCCCCUGGGAAGAGCAGCUGGUAUCUUGAUCUGCCUCGAGUGUCCCAUACCUGCCUUUCUGCCGCCUCUCAGGUUAGGGCCUGAUACAAAGCCCAGUGACGUCAAGCAAAAAGGCUCCUGCCGGCAUCACUGAGUUUUGGCUCAGAAACUUGUGGGAGGAGGGUGUCGUGGGGGGGCCAAGAGGGGCCCCGAAGGAACGGCACCCCUAUUGCAGGU
Molecule: messenger RNA, 4274 nt
Organism: Gavialis gangeticus (Gharial)
Lineage: Eukaryota; Metazoa; Chordata; Crocodylia; Gavialidae
Gene: PTH1R
Product: parathyroid hormone 1 receptor
Exons: 13
Coding region: 415-2031 (538 amino acids)
Biological process (GO): cell surface receptor signaling pathway; adenylate cyclase-activating G protein-coupled receptor signaling pathway; intracellular calcium ion homeostasis
Cellular component (GO): plasma membrane
Molecular function (GO): peptide hormone binding; G protein-coupled peptide receptor activity; parathyroid hormone receptor activity
Source: RefSeq, a predicted model, not a curated record